GUUCCACAGCCAGCAUUCGUAGAUGUUUUGUUUCAUGAUGCUGUCAGAAAAGGGAGGAGAGGCAAGUGCCGUAAGUAACGCUCAGUACUUAAUUGAUGUGAUGGCGGAAACACCCGCCGCGCAUCGGGCGCUACACGACUCGACUCGACCGACUCGAGCCGUCCUGGAUGAAGCCGAGAUAAAGAAGAGAGGUGCAUCGUGAUGGGCGGGGCAAGGCGAGGCUUGACAAGCUCGAUACAAAGGUGGACCCCGUUUUUACAUCUCCAACGUCGACGCAUCUUCCCUUAUCCACUACACUUCACUUCACUUCACUUCGCUUUACUUUACUUCACUCCAGUCCACUCCACUCCACUCACUCCACCCCUCCACUCCCUCCACUCCAUCCACUCCACUCCAUCCACUCCACCCCUCCACUCCAUCCACUCCAUCCCACUCCCUCCAUCCCACUCCCUCCACCCCACUCCACUCACUUCACCACACUCACUUCACCACACUCACUUCCCUCAAAGUCACCACCGGGCUGCACUCACGACCACACGCAGCAAAGCAUCUCCAGCUCGUCCAGCCAGCCUUGCAUGCCCCCCCGGCUCCACCCCGACCCCGCCUUCAUCAACAAGGGCGCUGAGCAGCAGCAAGCUCGCUCCCGUGGUGCCCGUCCCCGACCCCGUCCCCGACCCUGACCCGGUCCCCGUCCGUCCCCCCCAUCCCCCCCACGUCAACAUUUGGUGGCGUGUGCGACUGAAGCGAUUCUCAUGCACGCUGCACAGCAUUCGGGCUAGUAAUCCAGAGGACCCUGAAUCUCCCUGUGCUUCGCAAGCUGGAGAAUUCUUAAUCCUCGUUGCCCUGCUCUACCCUGUCCGCGUGGGGACGCCUCGUUACUUUCCUGGCUGUGAGGGGGAGAG
This is a messenger RNA of Hyaloscypha bicolor E, 902 nucleotides long. RefSeq lists its product as uncharacterized. The record is from RefSeq and is a predicted model, not a curated record. NCBI's taxonomy places the organism in Eukaryota, Fungi, Ascomycota, Leotiomycetes, Helotiales, Hyaloscyphaceae. The annotation marks the transcript as partial. The transcript is spliced from 2 exons.